Trichoderma virens Gv29-8 is the source of this 1614-nucleotide messenger RNA. RefSeq lists its product as uncharacterized. Gene Ontology annotation, molecular function: acyltransferase activity, transferring groups other than amino-acyl groups. The record is from RefSeq and is a predicted model, not a curated record. The transcript has 2 exons. The annotation marks the transcript as partial. NCBI's taxonomy places the organism in Eukaryota, Fungi, Ascomycota, Sordariomycetes, Hypocreales, Hypocreaceae.
AUGCCGGCCGCCGUCGAUGACCCGGCCAGCCCCACAAUCCAUCGGGUCUCCGGCCAGCCGCCGUUUCCGGACCCGAACAACCCGAUUCUGCCGCCGGACAUUGUGCCUCGCCAGGUGACGCUGAGGGACCGCCAGACCGUGGCGACGAUUGUGCCCUUUGCAUCGCGCCAUCAGAUCCCCGUGUCGCUGGUCGUCUAUCUGUGUGCGCAGAUCAACAAGGAGAUUGAUGGCGGCGACACGUACCCUCUGAUGGACCCCUUCAGCGCCGAUGGCUUUGCCGACUUCUGGUUCCAGAACUUUGGCGCCGUCAUGCUGCUGGGCAACAUCGAGAGCGCCGACCAGCUGCUGGACGGCAAGGACUGGGCCAAGGAGUGCCUGGGCAGCUUCUACAUCCGGCCCAACUAUCCCGGCCGCAGCAGCCAUGUGUGCAACGGCGGCUUCCUCGUCACCGACGCGUCCAGAAACCGCGGCGCCGGCCGCCUGAUGGGCGAGGCAUAUAUCGACUGGGCGCCGCGGCUGGGCUACACGUACAGCGUCUUCAACCUGGUCUACGAGACCAACGUGGCGUCGUGCAAGAUCUGGGAUGCGCUGGGCUUCAAGCGCAUCGGCCGCGUCAAGGGCUGCGGAAACCUCAAGAGCUAUCCCGACCGCUUCAUCGACGCCAUCAUCUACGGCCGGGACCUGGCCCCUGGCGAGACCGAGGAGCUGGUGAGCGAGGAGCGUUUCGACAAGAUCAAGUACUACCUCAAGUACGGCAAGUAUCCCAACGGCGCGGACCGCGCCGAGAAGAGCCGCCUGCGCAGCGCCGCCACGCACUACAAGCUGCUGGACGGCGACAAGCUCAUGCUCAAGGACAAGGAGGUCAUCUCGGACCCGGCGCGGCAGUAUGAGAUUGCCCGCAACGUGCACGUCAUGCACCACGGAGGCAUCAACAAGACGACGGCCACCAUUGCCGAAAAGUACCACUGGAGCCGCAUCAAGGAGACGGUCAGCGACGUCAUCCGCGCCUGUGCCGAGUGCAAGGAGCUGGGCAAGACGCCGAACCCGGGCGGCACCAAGAAGACGGUCGCGUCUACCACCCCCAGCCCGAGCGCGUACGCAAACCCCAGCGACAUCUCCGUCAUUCCACCCUCGCAGACGUUCCAGCCCGCCCAGGCCCUCCAUCACCACCAACAGCAGCAGCACCAACAACAUCACCACCACGGCCUGCCGCCAGACGCCCAUCACCACCACCACUUACAGGCCCUGCACCACCACCAGGUCACCCACCAGCAGCCGUCGCUCCACCACCCCCAUCACCAAACCCACCACCACCACAACCCAAUGCUGCAAGACCAGCCCAACCAGCACGAGCCGCACGUCUACCAGCCGAUCGACCCCCAGAUCAUCAACCACCACCACCACCACCCGCAGCCCCAUCACGACAUGGCCUUUGAGCACUACCACCCGCACCCGGACUUUCAGGCUCUCCUUAGCGCAACAGAAGACGUGCCCACACAGCCUGACGACACCGUCCCGCCCUCUGUCGACACGGACCUGGAAAUGCUCAUCGAGCACGACGCAGUAGACGACGACGUCGAUGAUGUCGGUCCCAACGACCACACAAACCACGUC